UCCCUCGACCCCCUCCCCCACUAGAAGACCCCGCCUGGGCGCCUGCGCCCCCGGCCCCGGCCCAAAGCCCGCCGCCCGUUGGAGGCCGUUGGCUGGCCUUUGCGCAGCGCGCAUCGAUUUUGCAGCUGCGGAGUUCGCUCUCGCCGCGGUUGCUUCCUUUGGGACCCGCGGCGCCCGGCAGCCAGGCGCAGAGUCCGAGGAGGGGGCAGCGCAGAGUGGACCCGACGCGGCGCCACCGGGCACCUUCCCCGCAGGCGGUGACCUUUGGCUCUGAGCUGGAUCCGAGAAGAAUUCGGUGUCCGCGCGGGACGAUGCCUGAGCAGGAAAGACAGAUCACAGCCAGAGAAGGGGCCAGUCGGAAAAUCUUAUCUAAGCUUUCUUUGCCUACCCAUGCCUGGGAACCAGCAAUGAAGAAGAGUUUUGCUUUUGACAAUGUUGGCUACGAAGGUGGUCUGGAUGGCCUGGGCCCUUCUUCUCAGGUGGCCACCAGCACAGUCAGGAUCUUGGGCAUGACUUGCCAGUCAUGUGUGAAGUCCAUCGAGGACAGGAUUUCCAAUUUGAAAGGCAUCGUCAGCAUGAAGGUUUCCCUGGAACAAGGCAGUGCCACUAUGAAAUAUGUGCCAUCGGUUGUGAGCCUGCAACAGGUUUGCCAUCAAAUUGGGGACAUGGGCUUCGAGGCCAGCAUUGCAGAAGGAAAGGCAGCCUCCUGGCCCUCAAGGUCCUUGCCUGCCCAGGAGGCUGUGGUCAAGCUCCGGGUAGAGGGCAUGACCUGCCAGUCCUGUGUCGGCUCCAUUGAAGGCAAGGUCCGGAAACUGCAAGGAGUAGUGAGAGUCAAAGUCUCACUCAGCAACCAAGAGGCUGUCAUCACUUAUCAGCCUUAUCUCAUUCAGCCCGAAGACCUCAGGGACCAUGUAAAUGACAUGGGAUUUGAAGCUGUCAUCAAGAACAAAAUGGCUCCCUUAAGCCUCGGACCAAUUGAUAUUGAGCGGUUACAAAGCACUAACCCAAAGAGACCUUUAUCUUCUGCUAACCAGAAUUUUAAUAAUUCUGAGACCUUGGGGCACCAAGGAAGCCAUGUGGUCACCCUCCAACUGAGAAUAGAUGGAAUGCACUGUAAGUCUUGCGUCUUGAAUAUUGAAGAAAAUAUUGGCCAGCUCCUAGGGGUUCAAAGUAUUCAAGUGUCCUUGGAGAAUAAAACUGCCCAAGUACAGUAUGACCCUUCUUGUACCAGCCCAGUGGCUCUGCAGAGGGCUAUCGAGGCACUUCCACCUGGGAACUUUAAAGUUUCUCUUCCUGAUGGAGCCGAAGGGAGUGGGACAGAUCACAGGUCUUCCAAUUCUCAUUCCCCUGGUUCCUCCCCGAGAAACCAGGUCCAGGGCACAUGCAGUACCACUCUGAUUGCCAUUGCCGGCAUGACCUGUGCAUCCUGUGUCCAUUCCAUUGAAGGCAUGAUCUCCCAACUGGAAGGGGUGCAGCAAAUAUCGGUGUCUUUGGCCAAAGGGACUGCAACAGUUCUUUAUAAUCCCUCUGUAAUUAGCCCAGAAGAACUCAGAGCUGCUAUAGAAGACAUGGGAUUUGAGGCUUCAGUCGUUUCUGAAAGCUGUUCUACUAACCCUCUUGGAAACCACAGUGCUGGGAAUUCCAUGGUGCAAACUACAGGUGGUACACCUACAUCUGUGCAGGAAGUGGCUCCCCACGCUGGGAGGCUCUCUGCAAACCAUGCCCCGGACAUCUUGGCAAAGUCCCCACAAUCAACCAGAGCAGUGGCACCGCAGAAGUGUUUCUUACAGAUCAAAGGCAUGACCUGUGCGUCCUGUGUGUCUAACAUAGAAAGGAAUCUGCAGAAAGAAGCAGGUGUUCUCUCCGUGUUGGUUGCCUUGAUGGCAGGAAAGGCAGAGGUCAAGUAUGACCCAGAAGUCAUCCAGCCGCUCGAGAUAGCUCAGUUCAUCCAGGACCUGGGCUUUGAGGCAGCAGUCAUGGAGGACUACGCAGGCUCCGAUGGCAACAUUGAGCUGACAAUCACAGGGAUGACCUGCGCGUCCUGUGUCCACAACAUAGAGUCCAAACUCACGAGGACAAAUGGCAUCACUUAUGCUUCCGUUGCUCUUGCCACCAGCAAAGCCCUUGUUAAGUUUGACCCGGAAAUUAUCGGUCCACGGGAUAUUAUCAAAAUUAUUGAGGAAAUUGGCUUUCAUGCUUCCCUGGCCCAGAGAAACCCCAACGCUCAUCACUUGGACCACAAGAUGGAAAUAAAGCAGUGGAAAAAGUCUUUCCUGUGCAGCCUGGUGUUUGGCAUCCCUGUCAUGGCCUUAAUGAUCUAUAUGCUGAUACCCAGCAAUGAGCCCCACCAGUCCAUGGUCCUGGACCACAACAUCAUUCCAGGACUGUCCAUUCUAAAUCUCAUCUUCUUUAUCUUGUGUACCUUUGUCCAGCUCCUCGGCGGGUGGUACUUCUACGUUCAGGCCUACAAAUCUCUGAGACACGGGUCAGCCAACAUGGAUGUGCUCAUUGUCCUGGCCACGAGCAUUGCUUAUGUCUAUUCUCUGGUCAUCCUGGUGGUUGCUGUGGCCGAGAAGGCGGAGAGGAGCCCUGUGACAUUCUUCGACACACCCCCCAUGCUCUUCGUGUUCAUUGCCCUGGGGCGGUGGCUGGAACACUUGGCAAAGAGCAAAACCUCAGAAGCCCUGGCCAAACUCAUGUCUCUCCAAGCCACAGAAGCCACCGUUGUGACCCUUGGUGAGGACAGUUUAAUCAUCAGGGAGGAGCAAGUCCCCAUGGAGCUGGUGCAGCGGGGCGAUAUCGUCAAGGUGGUCCCUGGGGGAAAGUUUCCAGUGGACGGGAAAGUCCUGGAAGGCAAUACCAUGGCUGAUGAGUCCCUCAUCACGGGAGAAGCCAUGCCAGUCACUAAGAAACCCGGAAGCACUGUAAUUGCGGGGUCUAUAAAUGCACAUGGCUCUGUGCUCAUUAAAGCCACCCACGUGGGCAAUGACACCACUUUGGCUCAGAUUGUGAAACUGGUGGAAGAGGCUCAGAUGUCAAAGGCACCCAUUCAGCAACUGGCUGACCGGUUUAGUGGAUAUUUCGUCCCAUUUAUCAUCAUCAUGUCAACUUUGACGCUGGUGGUAUGGAUUGUAAUCGGUUUUAUCGAUUUUGGUGUUGUUCAGAAAUACUUUCCUAACCCCAACAAGCACAUCUCCCAGACAGAGGUGAUCAUCCGGUUUGCGUUCCAGACGUCCAUCACGGUGCUGUGCAUUGCCUGCCCCUGCUCCCUGGGGCUGGCCACGCCCACGGCCGUCAUGGUGGGCACCGGGGUGGCCGCGCAGAACGGCAUCCUCAUCAAGGGAGGCAAGCCCCUGGAGAUGGCGCACAAGAUAAAGACUGUGAUGUUUGACAAGACUGGCACCAUUACCCAUGGCGUCCCCAGGGUCAUGCGGGUGCUCCUGCUGGGGGACAUGGCCACACUGCCCCUCAGGAAGGUUCUGGCUGUGGUGGGGACUGCGGAGGCCAGCAGUGAACACCCCUUGGGCGUGGCAGUCACCAAAUACUGUAAAGAGGAACUUGGAACAGAGACCUUGGGAUACUGCACGGACUUCCAGGCAGUGCCAGGCUGUGGAAUUGGGUGCAAAGUCAGCAACGUGGAAGGCAUCCUGGCGCACAGUGAGCGCCCUUUGAGUGCACCGGCCAGUCACCUGAAUGAGGCUGGCAGCCUUCCCGCAGAAAAAGAUGCAGCCCCCCAGACCUUCUCUGUGCUAAUUGGAAACCGUGAGUGGCUGAGGCGCAACGGUUUAACCAUUUCUAGCGACGUCAGUGACGCUAUGACAGACCACGAGAUGAAAGGACAGACGGCCAUCCUGGUGGCUAUUGACGGUGUGCUGUGUGGGAUGAUCGCUAUCGCAGACGCUGUCAAGCAGGAGGCCUCCCUGGCUGUGCACACGCUGCAAAGCAUGGGUGUGGACGUGGUUCUGAUCACGGGAGACAACCGGAAGACAGCCAGAGCCAUUGCCACCCAGGUUGGCAUCAACAAAGUCUUUGCAGAGGUGCUGCCUUCGCACAAGGUGGCUAAGGUCCAGGAGCUCCAGAAUAAAGGGAAGAAAGUCGCCAUGGUGGGGGAUGGGGUCAAUGACUCCCCGGCCUUGGCCCAGGCAGACAUGGGUGUCGCCAUUGGCACCGGCACGGAUGUGGCCAUCGAGGCAGCCGACGUCGUCCUUAUCAGAAAUGAUUUGCUGGAUGUGGUGGCUAGCAUUCACCUUUCCAAGAGGACUGUCCGAAGGAUACACAUCAACCUGGUCCUGGCACUGAUUUAUAACCUGGUUGGGAUACCCAUUGCGGCAGGUGUCUUCAUGCCCAUCGGCAUUGUGCUGCAGCCCUGGAUGGGCUCAGCAGCCAUGGCGGCCUCCUCUGUGUCUGUGGUGCUCUCAUCCCUGCAGCUCAAGUGCUAUAAGAAGCCUGACCUGGAGAGGUAUGAGGCACAGGCGCAUGGCCACAUGAAGCCCCUGACAGCAUCCCAGAACUUUGUCAGCGAGCAAGAACAAUGCCAGGAGGUCUGGAGAAAACGUGUCAUCAGUGCAUUUCUAAAAUCGCCAGCAAUGGUGUCUCUCCUGUUGUACGACUCCACCAGGAUGAGGCGGCUGCUGUCCAAGGCCGUGGUGAUUGAUGAUGAUGAUGAUGAUGAAUACCCCUGGAGGCAGAAUGCACACCGAUACUACAUCCACCUCCUGCUGAGCCUCUUCCUCUUCCUCUGGUUCAUCUUGGGAAACUACUGGGUCUUUUCUGUGUACCUGCCUGAUUUUCUUCCCCCUUUCCAGCAGCCUCAGGACUACUGUGACAAAACUCUGUACCUCUUUGCAGUCGGAGUCCUGGCGCUCAGUCACACCGUGCUGAUCUUGCUCCUGCUGUGCAGCGGCUGUGUCUACCUGUGCUCCAGGUGGAGACUUGCUGCCGAUGAAGACUGACAGCUGCCUUGUCCAGCAUACCAUGUAUGCAUAUGCGUGCACGUGUGCGCGUGCACACACACACACAGGUUCAGGAGAAGGGCAUAAAGGUAAUAAAACCUUCCCUGAAGGCAUUUAAACAGCCACCCAAGUGCACUGAAUAUGAUAGCAGACUAAAGAAACUCUUGCCUUCCUAGACAUGGGGAAAUCACUUCUACUGUUUUCAGAGUGGGAAUUUUGUUCUCACAAGGGUUUUCAAAGGGAUAAUUGUUUUUGAGGGUAUGAAGUGUGGGAGGCAAAGAAUGGGAGAACUUUUCAAAUCAUAGUGCAAUUUCAAUGACUGGUGCAAGAGCAAGGUUGGUUGUUGCUACUGCUGCUGUCAUUCAGCCAUGGUCACCUUGAAGUUAUAGAAAGUGCACAGACUUUCAAACAAGAUAUAUCUUAACUUCACUCGCUAUGAUGGCUUUUGUUAUUAAAAGGAAAAAGAUAUUCUUUUAGUGACUCUAGCUGCCUUUUGGGAAAGUAAAGGAGCAGUCUCUUCCAGCCCUAUAUCAGAUAGGUUUGAUGUGAUGGGUGGAACAUCCCAAGGUCAGCUAUAAAAUCUACCAACGACAAAGCAGUAGCUUCCACCUAGGGGGCGGGCUGGCCUGCUACAGGCAUUGCGGAGUGCAGCGCCGUGUGCACCGUGUGCCGCUGCUGCAGGUUCUUUGCUUGGCCUUGAGUCUGUCUCUGCCCCUGGCUAUUCAUAUACCUCUCUAUGAUCUGCGGCUGGCUGGGUGGCAUAAACCAGUUUUAUAUGUUUCUGGACAGGUUGCACGAGUUGGGAUGCUGUCAGUGUAGCUGUUUUUGGUUUCUGAGCUUAAAUAUCAAAUAAUAGCUCCUCAACCUAAUGACCAGUUAGGCCUUGGAAGCCUUUUGUAAAUUGAGACGUCUGGAAGUCCAGGAUGACACCGAACAGUGACCACUAACCUUCCCUCUGGCCGCUGCUGUUGAGAGAUGAAGUCCAGGUCUGUUGUCAGUGCUCGCUGGGGAGCCUGUUUAUGAGCAAAGUCCCAUGCUUUAGAAUUUUGUAUGAAGAUGCUGUCAUGAGUGUUUCUAGGGCAGUGCCCAGGGGUGCAUGGCACCUGCUUAACUCUGCUUCUCUCAGCCACGUGCAUAGCAUUUCUGUAUAUUUACACACUGCUGAGCUGUGUUUAUUUUUUAUUUAUUUUUAUGUUUUUGUGCUUUCUCAUCAAAGCAAUCCCUGAGUGGCCAUGAAUGGAGGCACCUCCCUUCAUCAGAAGUGUCAGCUCAAACCAAGAGGCUCAUUCUUCUCCGUAGCUUUAAGAGAAAGGCCCCGUGAGUCUCAUGGGGUCUUCCCAUUUCAGUUUAGAGGCACUCCCCGGGCAGUCACCAUUGGUUCCCCUUUCCUCCCAGGUGAGACGAAAGUGCUUGUUGUGCCAUCUGCUGGACAAAAGAGGAACAGCCCUUUUUUUGACCCUGUCCCUAAGGGCAGUUUCUGUUUUCAUUUUCACUUGAGCCAUGGCAGAUGAGCGGGUGUGCAACUUGCAGAUCCUACCUCACCUAUGAUGCUCAAUUCCAUCCUCACUGUGUCCCACGUUGCCCUCUCCGUGUUGGGGACCGGGGAGAGUCUGUGGGCUACGAUACUGGGGUGGACAGGAGUUCCAUGGGCUCCUCUCCCACCCUCCUUUCCCCAGUCCAUGACUCGUCAGCCAUUCCCAGUCACUUAGCCAAUGCUUGGACAUCUGUGAGCAGCAAAGACCUGGGCCCAGGGACGCCUGCAUGACUCCCACAUGAAAGCCUCUGAGGCUUCUGUUGCGAGGGCCUUGGCAAAGGCGGAAAGAGCUGUGAACAACCAUGGGCAUGAAGAUUUCUGUUAGCAGAUGGCAGGUACUGGUUAAUGCUUUGGAUACAUCAGUAGCUAGGUCUCAGACGUUGGACAUUCCCAGUUUCUGGUAGGCAUGAGUAUCACCAGAGUGUUGCCGAAAUCUUUCCCAGAGGGAGUGGUGGAUGAAGUGUGCUCAUUCUCAUAUGCACCCCACCAGCCCACCCCCAAUUGCAAUGGAGAAUAUUGGUCAUAGGUCCUAAAUAAUUGCUAAAGUCUGUACUAUAUUUUUAGCUUUGAGUUUUCUUGUCACCAAAGCAGUAAGGAAGAGGUGAUGAUCUCUUCGUAUAGGUCACACAUCUUCCCUGGUUUGAGGUUACAUUGAGCUAUGAUUGCACCACUGCACUCUAUUCUGGGUGACAGAAUGAGACCCUAAAUCUAAAAAACAAAAUUACCCCCUUCUGGGGAAACAGGUUAGAUCCUAAAGAAAAUGUUCAUGUGCAUCCAUCCAUUCAUAGAGGGGACACUGAGUGGUUCAGUGGGUGACAUCUUCAGCGCAGCAGGCUUUGAAUGAUAACUGAUUAAGGCCUCCCUCAGGAGAUGGUGAGAUGGUUAUGAUAAGGCACAUUUCAAGAAAGAGGCUCUGGGGCUAAGUAAGGCAAAUGGUCUAUAACUGUGGUUCUUUGAAGUCUGGCUUAAUCCAGGGAUGACAUCCAGACUGUCUAGGAAGGGCUGAGCCGCGUGCCCUUUAAGUGAUCACCUCUUAGUAUAAUUUCACUGAGCUGGAGGUGAGUGUAAGAAGUUCCUGGUUAUAGAAGUUAUAAUCCUUGGCAUGGCCUGCAGUAGGCAUUCCACACUGAUGUGAAAUGUGCUGUGUAUACCUGGAGAAUGAAAAUGCCCAUCUAAUACUGGCCCAAGAGCUGGGCAGCCUUCCUCCAUGGGAACCUGGCAAGGCAAUGGGAAGUGGACAUGGGAGCAGCUGAACUUUCUGGAUGCUAUGAAACCUCAAGGGAACAAAUCAUGUGGCAAAGAGGGAUAAUCAGUUCUUCCCAUCUGAGAAAAGACUGCAGCAAAGAUAAACUAUAUGUUGAGGUCAUUUUAUUUGCUACAUCGGGCAUCAUUCUAAAAACCAUUCUUUUCCUGAAUCUAUAUAAAUGACAGUUGAAAGCAGUAAAAAGUGGGACCGUUUCACUGGAAUCAGCCACACCAGUGGUUCUCAAACCUUGGUGAACCCUCAGAGCUGCCCAAGGACUUGUUUGCAAUGCAGAAUCACAGCCCCCAGAGACUGACUUGUGGUGCCCAGCUGGUUCUGAUUCGGUGGCCAGAGAACCCCAUGUGUGCACUCGGGCCACACAUACAGCCUGGACUGGCUUAUGUCAGGCCCAUCCUGGUUGUCACCAUGAGGACAAUAUAAUGUCAUUUCCAGUACCUCGUGUUAUUUCCUUCUCUUUUAGUAUGAUAAGUGGCCAAGUGGUCAAUAGCUUUCAUCUUUGUGUAACUGAAUCUUGUGCUUCAUUUCCUUCUGGGCAUUUUUCAUUGUUGAUGAAAUCAACUUUGUUCAAUUUGU
Symphalangus syndactylus (siamang) is the source of this 8323-nucleotide messenger RNA. Its product is annotated as transmembrane protein 272. The record is from RefSeq and is a predicted model, not a curated record. Gene Ontology annotation, cellular component: trans-Golgi network; plasma membrane. Gene Ontology annotation, biological process: intracellular copper ion homeostasis; copper ion export; copper ion import. NCBI's taxonomy places the organism in Eukaryota, Metazoa, Chordata, Mammalia, Primates, Hylobatidae. Gene Ontology annotation, molecular function: copper ion binding; ATP binding; P-type divalent copper transporter activity.